AUGCACCUUUCUAAUGCCCGCAAAGGAAGCCUUGCAGCAAGUGGAAACAGUCCGCAUACUCCCACUAGCGAACAUAGCGUGCAUUCGCUGCAGGAGGGGGAUGUCGUACCCACCCCCUUACGUACCUAUCCCACGGACGAUAUUUGUGAGCGGCAGCUUCUGAAGAGGAUUGUGCAGGAUUACCUGGAGUACAUGUAUCCUGUCAUUCCGAUCGUCCAUCGGCCGUCCUUCCAGCGCCGCUUUGAGGAGGACCGUGAUUGUGAUGACCCCGGGUUCCUCGGCCUCUUAAUCGCUAUGGCGGCAAACAUCGUGGCGGCAAUGCCCAGUAGGUUUAGCGACUACCGCUCAAAAUGUCCCCCCUUGCCCUUCUGCUCGCGGAGAGAAAUGGUCUGGGCUUGCUAUCAGAAAGCCAUGGGACUUCGCACUCCGGAUCACUUUCAGCAGAUCAAUUUCCAAAAGUUUGCGACCACUUAUCUGUUCUGUGCUGCUUUCAUGCAACUAGGGGACCAUAAUUGGUCUCGCAUGUUGCAGUCAGAGGCGAUGCAGUUGGCGCGCAUGCUGAAUCUACAUAAAGUUUCAGAGUAUGCCGGUCUCAACCACGUCGAGACCCAGCUGCGAAAGAAGGGAUUCUGGCUCGUAUUCUACGCUUUCAUACAUGGACAGUUACAGAACAUGUUCGGAGAGCGACUAUCGUACCUGGACCCCUACCAGUUGCUUUCGCUGAAUCCCGAUGAUCUUAUGCCCGUCGAAGUUGAUGACGAGUUCAUAUUUGAAGAUGAGAUUCAAACACCUUAUACAUCGACCCCUUCUCUUGUUACUGGACUAAAUCUCAACUCUCGUGUGUUCUGGGCCGCUGCCCGAAACCCCCGUCUGAAGGAGCCUAAAGAUGAGCCCUGUCCUUGCAGCCGAGCUCGCGAUCCGGGCAUCGAAAUAACAUAUAUACGGGACCAGUUGCAUACAUUGAAAUUCUUGCUAGAUGACAUACCGCCACUCCUACGACCCUGGAUGCCGAUGGAAGGCUACAUCCCUACGGUUAGCGACACCGAUCGGAGUCGAUCGGGCUUUGCGACAAUGCGAGCAAAUUUGCAUGUCACGCACCUGUGGGUCCAGAGUCUCUUGCUGGACCAACUGGAGGCAGCGCAAUCCCGGUACCACUCAGUACAACCAACGGAGUCGGAGCAUGAGGUGGCAGUCAUGGAUCCUCAAACCCUCUGGCGGGAAAGAGAAGAACUUUGUCGGCAGCUUUUUUUCGUGCUACACAGUUUGCCGCAGGUGAAUCUGGAGGCUAACGGGUUGCACCUCGCUUACAAGGUGCGCGAUAUCGCCGCUAGCCUCCUUGCAUGUCCGUUUCAUCCCGAUGCCCCCGAAGCGCAACGCGCCGCCGAAUACCUCCAGCAUUCCAGCAAUAUCUUGGCGCGUCUUGACCGAAGCGAAAAUAUGAAUACGAUACAUCUACAGUCUUGGGUUGACACGGAUCGACUACAUAGAGAUUGA
Aspergillus affinis is the source of this 1494-nucleotide messenger RNA. RefSeq names its product fungal specific transcription factor domain-containing protein. NCBI's taxonomy places the organism in Eukaryota, Fungi, Ascomycota, Eurotiomycetes, Eurotiales, Aspergillaceae. The transcript has 3 exons. The record is from RefSeq and is a predicted model, not a curated record. Gene Ontology annotation, molecular function: DNA binding; zinc ion binding. Gene Ontology annotation, biological process: DNA-templated transcription. Bases 1 to 1494 code for a protein of 497 amino acids.